CCGCUGCUGUCCCCGCCUCGCCCCCGCCGCAGUGCCGUCCGCCCGGGCUCCCAGCCCCUCGCGGCUCCUAUCCCGCCGCGGGUACGGCCUCGGCCGAUCGCUCGCCUGCGGCUCCAUAGCUCAGCCCCGCGCCCUCCAGGGCAGGCGCUGUCCAUCCUGCGGCCUGGGCACAGCGGAGAGGGGCUAGGUGCGCGGACGUCGGGGAGGCCACCAUGGUGGCCACGUGCCUGCAGGUGGUGGGCUUCGUCACGAGCUUCGUGGGCUGGAUCGGCAUCAUUGUGACCACGUCCACCAACGACUGGGUGGUGACCUGCGGCUACACCAUCCCCACCUGCCGCAAGUUGGAUGAGCUGGGCUCCAAGGGGCUGUGGGCCGACUGCGUCAUGGCCACCGGGCUGUACCACUGCAAGCCCCUGGUGGACAUUCUCAUCCUGCCCGGCUAUGUGCAGGCUUGCCGAGCCUUAAUGAUUGCUGCUUCAGUUCUGGGUCUGCCGGCCAUUCUGCUCCUGCUGACGGUUCUGCCCUGCAUCCGGAUGGGCCAUGAGCCCGGUGUGGCCAAGUACAGGAGGGCCCAGCUGGCUGGUGUUCUGCUUAUUCUACUGGCUCUCUGCGCCAUCGUGGCCACCAUCUGGUUCCCGGUGUGUGCCCACCGCGAGACCACCAUCGUGAGCUUCGGCUACUCCCUGUACGCGGGCUGGAUCGGGGCCGUGCUGUGCCUCGUGGGCGGCUGCGUCAUCGUCUGCUGUGCCGGAGACGCGCAGUCCUUCGGAGAAAACCGCUUCUACUACUCCUCGGGCUCCAGCUCGCCGACCCACGCCAAGAGCGCGCACGUGUGAGCCGGCGCCCGCCCGCGGGGGCUGCAGGUGCCGGGCGGCCCCGGGUGGCUCGGCGGCCAGGGGGAGCAGGACCCAGUCCUCCGCCAGUCACCACGCCGAAGCCUACAAAGCAGCCCGCCUGGCGUUUUGCAGUCUUAACACCACGUCUGCCCACCACCUUCUGGGUCCCUUAAAAGAAAUCUGUAGCUCAGAUAAUGCCCAUCUCGUUUUCUCACGGUAAUGCCCACUCUUAGCUCUUUUCUCGGAAUUCCUUUGCUGUUUAUUUAAAAACAAAAAACAAUUUUGUUUCUUUCUAAAUAUUAAAUGUUUCACAAACGUUGCUGAGUUGGCUAUGGGUGGGGCAGAGAAAUAAAAGAUACUUUUCAAACUGUUACAGAUGACAAUAGGCUCCUCAUAAAGAUGCCUCUGUGUUCUUUCUCUCCUCUUCAGUUCCAAGGUCGCUUACUCAGAGGAGAUAGCGACACAGAACAGGACAUGGGUGGGGGGAGGGGAACUUGGGCUUUUCUCUUCGCGGGAGAGUUUCCCUUUUAUAAGUUGAGUGCAGGGGGUGGGGAUAUUUUUUAGUUUCUGAUUUUACAUUUAUCUGUACAUAAUUUUUCAAGAUUGAUCAUUUUUAUAACCAUGGUUUUCCUGAAAUUCUCAAUUCAUCAGUAUGAAGGAAAUGAACCAAAUAGACUUUAAUUAUCCAAUAAAUAACAGUAAAAAUGAAUAUAACUUUCACUGACAUUCCACAAAACAGUUUUCAGUUCCAGGUUUGUAUGAUGUAGUUUUUAAUCCUGCAUAUGCAUUGAAUUAACACAGUUUUAGAGCUUUAUCUACUUUCUCUCUCUGCUUUUGUUCUGGUCUGUCUUGCCGUGAUGUGGUUUAACAGAAAUUGUACUGUUGAAUUUGGCUUUACGGGUGUAAACACUGAUGGUAUAUCAGUAUCCAAGACCCCAGCCUCUUCAAACAUAGAUGGUGCAUUUUGUUCUUUAAGAGAUACUUGUGCAAUAAAAUAAC
Molecule: messenger RNA, 1835 nt
Organism: Octodon degus (degu)
Lineage: Eukaryota; Metazoa; Chordata; Mammalia; Rodentia; Octodontidae
Gene: Cldn11
Product: claudin 11
Exons: 3
Coding region: 213-836 (207 amino acids)
Biological process (GO): bicellular tight junction assembly; cell adhesion
Cellular component (GO): plasma membrane; bicellular tight junction
Molecular function (GO): structural molecule activity
Source: RefSeq, a predicted model, not a curated record